ACUCUUUCAUUACGCUUUAUAUUUUCCCAUUGUGAAUUAUGAGUCUUGUCUACGGGUAUGAAAUAGAAGGAGAUACAGCCGGUGGUAAUGGCCGCAUUGUGGUUCCUCCUUUGCUUAAGGACAAAAUCACUGUUUCAACUUCCUCUAACACCAACAAGUGGGUCUUUAUUGGUAGCCGUGCCGAAAUUCUUCACUGGAUCCGUCAGCAUUCCAAUCUCAUCUUAGAGAAUGCUAUAUUUUCAGGCGGAGACCGUCCAUCGUUUCACACUCACAAUGAAGUGGUUAUCGAUUUGCUCAACUAUAGCGACCCAGAGCAGUCUUUCUUCCAGUAUGUUCGAUCUUACGUGAAGACGGAUAACAACAUUGAUAAGGUGAAGGUGGAAAUCAGACCCAAAGUCGAGAGUAAAGACCAAAAUAUCAUGACCGCAUGCCGAAUCAUUGUCAAUUCGGGCGUCUCAUUGGCCUCGAUUGUUGACAAUUUGGAGGAAAAGUGGAACGCCCCUGGUGCCAGCUAUGUGCAACAAGCAGUUGAUUUAUUCAAUGAAGUGCCUGGACCACAGCAUGUGUUGAGCUCGGAUGUGCCAGUUGGCGUUCAAACCGAGAGUCGCCAGCCAACUAUCUGAACUGUUUCAAUUGCCAGCUUCAUAAUUGGCCUUAUUGUUCAUAAUCCAAAUAUAUAUUUUACUUAUAUUUCAUAAAUACUAUGAUCUCCUCU
This is a messenger RNA of Umbelopsis ramanniana AG, 715 nucleotides long. RefSeq lists its product as uncharacterized. The record is from RefSeq and is a predicted model, not a curated record. NCBI's taxonomy places the organism in Eukaryota, Fungi, Mucoromycota, Umbelopsidomycetes, Umbelopsidales, Umbelopsidaceae. Bases 39 to 623 code for a protein of 194 amino acids. The transcript has 2 exons.